UCCAUUAACGUACUGCAGCCUGCAGGUUCCUCGACGAGAAAUCUGGAUGAAAAGCUGUUCCUUCGAAUCAAGAACCCAAAACCCUGCCUUUUUCUCUCCCCUGCAGUUGUGGUUGUGGAGAUAGAAAUGGCGUCGAUCGCAAUCCCAACCAGAAGCGAAACCCUAGGUCUUUAUCGUGCUCUGCUACGCACAGCGCGACAGUUCCGCGACUAUAACAUCAGAGAGUACACCAAGCGGCGUACCAUCGACGCCUUCCGCAACAACCAGAAUCUGACGGACAGUUCUUCUGUCUCCGCUGCAUACUCCGACGGAAAGGCCCAGCUCGAGGUAGCUAAACGACAGGCGAUCGUUUACUCCAUGUACGCCCCCAAAGUGAAAAGCGUCAUGGAGAUUAAACAGGCUUGAUUGACCCUGCCUCUGUCAAUUGCCAUGAAUUAGUAUUUGAUGUCAUUAUUGUGUUGCAAUGAAGAGGCAUAAUGCAGUACGGGCGAUGGAGAGAUUACUAGGUACAGAAAUUCCCCAUGGAACAGCAUUUCUUGAAAGGUUGUCAACCUAUUUCACUAUCUUGAUGUUUCGUUACAUGCACUUGUAAUAAUACAAACAGGAGUUUACAUGCGUGUAUAUAUAUAUAUACACACACUCAUGCAUACAAAAGACACCUGUUUGUACGAUUACAAUUGUAAUAAUGGUUUGUAAAUAGCUUCCAAGUGCUCUUUUAGCUAAAUCGAAUUCGUUUGUUAAGCCUUGGCUCUGAAUCGAAAUGUACAAGCAAUGUUAUUGAGGUGUUGACAUA
Tripterygium wilfordii is the source of this 793-nucleotide messenger RNA. Its product is annotated as LYR motif-containing protein 4. The record is from RefSeq and is a predicted model, not a curated record. Lineage: Eukaryota; Viridiplantae; Streptophyta; Magnoliopsida; Celastrales; Celastraceae. Bases 127 to 405 code for a protein of 92 amino acids. Gene Ontology annotation, biological process: iron-sulfur cluster assembly. The transcript is spliced from 2 exons.